This is a messenger RNA of Morone saxatilis (striped sea-bass), 3940 nucleotides long. It is a transcript of the gene foxm1, whose product is annotated as forkhead box M1. Gene Ontology annotation, biological process: regulation of DNA-templated transcription; G2/M transition of mitotic cell cycle. The coding region runs from base 187 to 2208 and encodes 673 amino acids. Gene Ontology annotation, molecular function: DNA-binding transcription factor activity; sequence-specific DNA binding. The transcript is spliced from 9 exons. NCBI's taxonomy places the organism in Eukaryota, Metazoa, Chordata, Actinopteri, Moronidae. The record is from RefSeq and is a predicted model, not a curated record.
ACCCGACGGCAUGUAAAUAACGCUAAAUGGAAGAAUAUAACACAUAUCAUGGAUCUUUUGAGUUGCUGUCGAAAGUGAAUCGAGUGUGGCAACUACUAGUAGGAGUCCAGCCGAGCGGAAUUGCCUGAAAUAUUACAAUAAUAUGAAGAAUACCAGUGAACACCAAGGAGUAUUUUCAAUGAUUUGAUGACCAUGAGACGGAGCCCAAGGAGACCCCUGAUCCUCAGAAGAAGAAAGUUGCCCUUUCAGCAAAAUGAUCCACCAGCAGCUGAAUCCCAAAGCCAGUCUGGUGCAUCAGGCUCCAAAGAACCCUCUGAAUCCGCUGCCGGUCAGUGCUUCCCCGAUGGGGUCCGCAUUAUGGAUCACCCUUCCAUGUCUGACACACAGGUGGUCGUCAUUCCCAAAACGGCAGACCUCCAGAGUGUUAUCGGGGCCCUCACUGCGAAAGGCAAAGAGUGUGGGGUCCAGGGGCCAAACAAGUUCAUCCUACUGAGUGAGAACGGCAGCCGUGACAAUGGCUCUUUUUGUCAGCCUGCUGCUGAAGGGGAUGACACCUCGUCCAGUGCAGUUGGACAACCAGUGAAAACAGAAACUAUGCAGUCUCCGGAUGCUAAACCCCUCACUGGAAUUAAAAUAUUGAACAAGGAUCUGGAUGGGGGUCCUUUAGAUGACAGUCUCACCAAUAUUCAGUGGCUGGGCAGAAUGAGCACAUGUGCCUUGGAACCAGAUCCUGACAAGCAGACUUCCAACAAGGAGAACCAAGUCCUAAAUUCACAGACUUUUCAGACACAAAAUACACACAUCAGUUCAGAAUCUGUUCAACAACCUGUGUCAGAGAGGCCACCUUAUUCCUACAUGGCCAUGAUCCAGUUUGCAAUCAACAGUCGGAAUACCAGGAGGAUGACACUGAGAGAGAUUUACAUGUGGAUUGAGGACCACUUCCCUUACUUCAGAGAGGUGGCCAAACCAGGAUGGAAGAACUCCAUCCGCCAUAACCUCUCUCUACACGACAUGUUCAUUCGCGAGACGUCACCAGAUGGUAAAGUUUCUUUCUGGACUAUCCGGCCGGAAGCCAACCGAUGCCUCACUCUUGAUCAGGUGUACAAGCCUGGUUGUGACCCCAUGACUGCUCCUGUUCCGGUGCCAAUGCUUUUAUUACCCCACCAACAACAAAAGAGGAUGCUUCCUGAUGCAAGAAAAACUCCAACUGGCUCUGAGAGAAGGAUGAAACCUCUUCUCCCCCGAACCGAUUCCUACUUGGUUCCGAUCCAGCUCCCCGUCGCCUCCUCCGUCUAUCUGCCAUCCUCAUCGGCCCAGUUUCCCUCUUCCUGCUCGCAGCAGAAACACAACACUUCACGGGGAACAAAGAGAGUGCGGAUAGCUCCUAAGGUGACACAAAGUGACAUCCCAGCCGUGGUAAUGUAUCCUCAGAAGAACAAAGACCUCAAGGAGAAGGUGAAGGACGAGCCGGAGUGUAUUCCAAUUAAAUGCGAGACUCCUAAAUCCCUUCCGAAGAGACAAGCCAGCAGCUCUCGCCGUAAACAACGCCUGGUUCACUCUCUGCACGAGGAGCCUGUGCUCCUCUGCCCCGAUAAUACGUUCUUUGACUCUGGCGUGGCCUCCGACGCUUCAACUUUCCAGGACAUGCGAGACAGUGAGCUGGACGAGCACCAGCACGAGCAGCGCAGCCCCGAUCGGGACUUAGCCUUUAAGACCCCCAUAAAAAGCAGCAGCCACCUGACCUCUUCCACACCCAGCAAGCCCCCCUCUGUCUUGUCUGAACCCUGGAAAGUGACCCCUGUGGGCAAAGGGAACCAAAAUGUUCUGGACUUCAGCCCCAUUCGCACGCCAGGUGGUCCCGCAGUCACGCCGCGGCACGACUACACCACCUUCAGCUUCAACAGCACUCCCUUUAAAGACUGGCCUCUGUUUAGCUCCCCCAGAGAGCUGCUCACAUCAGCUCCCCCCAGAGUGACGGGACCUACAGACUCUCCCAUGGAGUGCCUCAAAAGCAGCUGCUCCAGAGAGCUGCUUCAGGCGGGAGGCGCCACACCCGCUAACCGCUCCAUCACGGAGGGCCUAGUGCUGGAUACAAUGAAUGACAGCCUGAGCAAGAUACUAGUGGACAUUAGCUUCUCUGGUCUGGAUGAUGAGGACUUGGGAAUGGCCAAUAUCAGCUGGUCCGAGUUCAUCCCUCAAUUAAAGUAGUUUGUUUUUUUAAAAACACUAUGGGGGGAGGGGGACCACACAGACACAACAAAGCAGAUGCAAAUGUGUGAAAAAUGAUAAAAUAUUUGAAACAUUAAUAAACUGUACACCAAAAUCUUAGGAAAUUGUCAGAAUUGGUUCACGGAGACUAUAGCAACUGGAUUAAAAGGAACAUCACAUUGCUGAUUUUAUAGUGACUACAUUUGCUCAGAGUGAGACAAGUAGAUAGAGAUCAUAGAUAAUAUAAGACUUAUCACCAAGAAUAUGAAGUAUACUCUUAGAAUAUCAUCAAUACUGAAGGCAAUUAGUUUUUGCCAGUCAGAAGAAGUUGAGUUAAUUGGCCAGGAGAUAAAUAUUAGAUGACCUGAUUGGCGUAUGGAUUAAAGAUAAUAUCCCUAAUCUUUUGUCAGUGCUGUAGUCGUUCGAUUGAACCGUUUGUAGCUUUAACGUUUAAAAAUGUUUUGCUUGUUUUCUUUUGCAUCUGCUUUGCUUUCCCCUGGAUGUCUGCUGUUGGGAAUAAAGUUUUAAAAGAAACAACAAAAAAACGAAUGAAUGACGGGGACACUUUAAUAUUAGUUACCAGGUCAAAUCAGCUGCUCACUUGUCGUCCCUCUAAUUGUUUCUCUCCACUUCAGGCUUACUUUUUCAAUGCUUCCAUCCCUCAUUAACUGCCUUUAUCACUUUUUUUUUUUUUUUUUUUUUUUUUCUAUCUGUAAAACCUCCCAUGUGGAAACUUAACACAUGGUCCUGUUUUCUUUCAUUUACCCAACCUGUAAUCUCCAUCUGUACUCUUGAAGGAAUCGCUUAAGAGGAGAAAUAUAUGUGUAUAUGUAUGUUGAUUUUGCACAUUUUAAUAUAUAAGUUAGCUUUUACAUAUGUAAAUGGAAAGACUAUAUCGCCCGAUAAGCCAGUGAGAUGCUUCUUUUGCCAUUCGCUUCAGGCAGACUCCUGGAAUUUAGAUUGUGAUGCAGGAUUGUUAGCAAUAAACAAUGACAAGGUAAUACAAAUAGCACUAACAGCAGUAGGACUGUCCCUGUACAUUAAUUGUAGAACUGUCUUCACAUUUUGAUUUUAUUUCCUUACAGUAAUUGUUCAUCAGAUUAAGGGCACUUUGUACUUGCAGAGAGAGACAUUUUGCAUGCAGUGACUCCUCAUGUCAACAACAUAUUUUAAGAACAGUCUUUGGGAACAAUUUGGGACUAUUUUGUAUCUAUCUAGUGCAGAUUGUCUUAGUUUUCAAUAAAGACGCAAACUGCCUUUUUAUUUUUCUGUGAGCACAAAUGGAACAUGGGGAAAGAGCUUUUGGUUCCAGGCAAAAUAUCUUUCGUCAGCACCAUCUUUGGAGGAUAGAAUGGGAGUUAGACCCAUCUUUGAAAAUGCCACAAAAUAAUGUAUGGCUUUAAUAAUUCCUUCAGGUUUGCGUGUGUGUCUUAUAAGUGAGGUUUGGCAUUGCAGGGAGUUGAUAUCUGUUUACAAAGGCUUGCAAGAGUGAAAUGUGGUUUCUAGCAAACAGUGUUCAAAGCAUGUGCCUUGUCCUGUUUUCUAAAGUUGGUGUUUUUGUGAAUACAAUAAAUGUGUUGGUGUUGGUGCGUCAUGUAGCGAAAAAAGGGGCUUUUAUUCGGUCGUCUUUUUUUUUACCUUAAGAAUACUUGUUGAUUUGCUUCGCAGCUUACUUUGUGUAAAUACACUUAGUGCAAUUUCUACAACUUCACACCAGCUACAUUACAGCAAU